Cajanus cajan (pigeon pea) is the source of this 604-nucleotide messenger RNA. RefSeq lists its product as uncharacterized. The record is from RefSeq and is a predicted model, not a curated record. Lineage: Eukaryota; Viridiplantae; Streptophyta; Magnoliopsida; Fabales; Fabaceae.
GAUAGAAGUAGAAAAAGCAAAGGCAUGAAGCUUUUCCUUUGAAGUUAUUCCCAUCUUGGUAGCCUCAAGACACAUACUCUUUUUCUUGGUUGGCAUGAUGGAGUUGAGAUCCAAGUCAUGCAGAGAUGAAGGCAACGUGGCCCCAACAACCAUGCAAGAUCUCAGGUCUUACAGUGUUAAUAAUGCUUCUUAUGCUUAUGCUUAUGCACAUCACAACCAUGUCAAAGUGAAGAAAGGGAAAAACACAACAAAGAGUUGGAGUUUCAGUGACCCUGAGUUGCAGAGAAAAAAGAGAGUUGCUGGCUACAAAAUAUAUGCUGCUGAGGGCAAAAUGAAAGGCUCUCUUAGGAAGAGUUUCAGCUGGAUCAAGAACACUUGCACUCAAGCUGUCUAUGGAUGGUGGUGACUGGUGAAUCAUCUUUUCUCUCUCUCUCUUUUUUAUUAUCUGUAAUGAAAUGUGAUUUACUAAGGUUUCUGAGUAAAUCUUUAAAUUAAAUCCCCUAUCCUUGCUGUAUGAAACUCCAUCUCCAGUUUGGUUACUACUGCUCAAUAUUUCUUAAUUAUUAGUUCAAAUUUAAGAUGAAUAUUAUUUAUUGGGUUUGAA